UCGGUCAUAAGAGUUCGACGGAGCCAGCCGGAAGUAGAUUUGUUUAUACCUAAGGUUUUUACUCACGUGUGAAAGAUGAAAAACUUUAAAAAACACAACAAUGGACCCAAAAAGGGAAAAUUUAAACCCGGAUCAAAGAAACGAGAGAACAAAUGCAUCGUGACGUUUGAUGACAACGACAGACAAGAAUAUUUAACUGGUUUCCACAAACGGAAGGUGGAGAGGAGAAAAGCUGCAGUGAACGAAAUCCGCAAGAAGAUCAAAGAGGAGCAGAUCAGAGUCCGAGAAGAAAGACAUAAAGAAUACAUCACGAUGUUGAAGGAGAGGACGGACGCUCUCGAGGACGCUGAAGACGACCUGGAGGACAGAAUCACCAACACCACAGAGUCUGUGCAGUACGACCAUCCCAACCACACCGUCACCGUGACGACCAUCAGUGACCUGGACCUCACGGGGGCUCACCUGCUCGGACCCGCAGCAGAUCCUGUUCCCGCUGUGAGCGAGGAGGAGACGGGCAAGGAAGAGCAGAAGGAAACGACGGCAAUGCCGAGAAAAGCCGGGAAUCCAAUCAUGAACAAGAAGAUCCGCUCCCUGACGGCUCAGCUCAGCACCUUCACCAGCAAGAGGAAGAGGAAAGGGAAGCAGGAAGGCGGAGGAGGACGAGGCCGACAGACAGACAAGAGAUCAGUCGGUGCGGAGGGAAAACACAGAUUCAGGAAGACCAGCAAGUCGCAGAGACGCAGGAACUCUGGGAAACGUGUGCACCAUCAGGACUGAGCGGGCGAGAGAGAGAGAGAGGGUCUGGACUUCUCUGGACUCUGGAGAACUUCUGCUCCUGUGUUUCAGAUGUUUUUAAAAAACGAGCAUCAGCUGAUGUGUCUCUGCUAACCCUCGUUAUAAAAUCCAACUCGUGCUGAAACAUUUGUCUGAGCUGUUUUUAUUUUGUGUCAUCUUUAACAAACACAAACUUUGCUGUAUUCACAUCAUUUUCUAAAAAAAAUAAAAGACAAAUCUCACCAAUAA
This is a messenger RNA of Labrus mixtus (cuckoo wrasse), 1023 nucleotides long. RefSeq names its product nucleolar protein 12 (gene nol12). The record is from RefSeq and is a predicted model, not a curated record. Gene Ontology annotation, molecular function: RNA binding. The coding region runs from base 76 to 777 and encodes 233 amino acids. Lineage: Eukaryota; Metazoa; Chordata; Actinopteri; Labriformes; Labridae. The transcript is spliced from 6 exons. Gene Ontology annotation, cellular component: nucleolus.